CUCCCACUCCACUCCACUCCACUCCACUCCACAGAUGAGAUCCCUCCAAAGCCCAUAACAUAAGAUGGAGGAGCUUGCAAUUUGCAAAUGACUCUUUUCUUACCUUUGGAAGAAUCACUAUUCUUUCACACUGUUUACAAUUGAUUUUGAUCUCUAAUCUAAUUUUGGCUUGAUCAUCCAUGGCUUUUAAAAGAAGCUUAGGUCAUUGUUCUCCUUCUUCAUCAUCUUCGACACAAUCUCCCUGGAGCUAUGACGUGUUCUUGAGUUUCAGAGGUGAAGAUACCCGCAAAAACUUUACUGAUCAUCUCUAUGAGGCCUUGGUUCAAGCUGGAAUUCACACCUUCAGGGAUGAUGAUGAACUUCCAAGAGGACGUGAAAUUUCUUCGGAGCUUCUCAAAUCAAUCGAAGGAUCCAGGAUGUCCAUCGUUGUUUUCUCAAGAAACUAUGCUUCUUCCAGAUGGUGCCUUGAUGAGCUCGUGAAGAUCAUUGAAUGCAAGAAAACACUUGGACAAUUACUUGUCCCAAUAUUCUACGAUGUUGAUCCAUCUGAUGUACGCCACCAAACUGGGUAUUUUGGAGAAGCAUUUGGAAGACACGAAAAGCGUUACAUGGAUGAGAUGGAGAAGGUGGAGAUCAGGAGAGCUGCCCUCUCUCAAGCUGCUAAUUUGUCAGGGUGGGAUUUGCAAAAUGUUGCAAAUGGGCAUGAAGCAAAGUUCAUCCGAAAAAUUGUUAAAGAGGUUUUAUGUGAACUGAAACAUACAUUCCUAAAUGUUGCUGUGCACCCAAUUGGAAUAGAUUCUCGAGUUAAACACGUAAAGUCAUUGUUGAGCAUUGGAUCAUAUGACGUUCGAAUGAUUGGGAUAUACGGCUUGGGUGGAAUAGGCAAAACGACCAUUGCAAAAGCUGUGUAUAACCAUAUUUGCCUCAAAUUUGAAGGGAGUUGUUUUCUUGCAAAUGUUAGAGAAUGUACAGGACAAUUCAAUGGUCUAUGUCAAUUACAAGAACAACUUCUCUAUGAACUAUUAGGGAUAAAGAAUCUAAAGAUUGGCAGUGCUGAUAGAGGAAUGAAUUUGAUAAAAGAAAGGCUCCACUCUAAAAGGGUUCUCAUUGUUCUUGAUGAUGUGGAUCAAUUAACUCAAUUAAGUACCUUGGCAGGAAAUCGUGAUUGGUUUGGUCCAGGAAGUAGAAUCAUCAUAACAACUAGAGAUAAGCACUUGUUGAAGGGACUGAAAGUUGAUGAGAGAUACAUGGCUAUGGAAUUGAAUCACGAAGAGUCUCUGCAGCUUUUCAGUUGGCAUGCCUUUGGAAAAACCAAUCCAUUAGAAAAUUAUGCAGAUCUUGCAAAUGGUAUAGUAAGUUAUGCUAGUGGGCUGCCACUAGCUGUUGAAGUUUUGGGUUCUUAUUUGUUUGGAAGAAACAUGGUCGAAUGGAAAAGUGCAUUUGAUAAAUUACAACAAAUUCCUCAUGAGGAAAUUCAGAAAAGACUUAGGAUAAGUUUUGAUGCACUAGAUGAUGACAAAAUAAAGGAUAUCUUCCUUGAUAUUGCUUUCUUUUUCAUUGGAAUGGACAAAGACUAUGCCAUUACUAUAUUGAAUGGUUGUGGUUUCUUCGCAGAAAUUGGAAUUAGUGUUUUGAUUAGUAGAUGUUUACUGAGAAAUAGUGAAAACAAUGAGUUGAUGAUGCAUGAUCUAGUUAGGGAUAUGGGAAGGGAGAUUAUUCGUGAAAAAUAUCCCAAGGAGCCUGAAAAGCGUAGUAGAUUGUGGUUUCAUGAAGAUGUAUGCUAUGUACUCGAAAAAAAUAAGGGAACGGAAGCAGUCGAAGGUGUGAUCCUGAUCCUACCCAUGUUAAAGAAGAUAAAAUGGAGUAAUAAAGCAUUUGCUGGGAUGCCUAAGUUAAGAUUGCUUCGAAUAAAUCGUGGGCACCUUUGUGGAAAUUUUGAACAUCUAUUUGAAGAGUUAAGGUGGCUCUGUUGGCAUUAUUGCCUAUUGGAGUAUUUACCAUCCAAUUUUCAUCCAAAGAAACUUGUUAUUUUAGACAUGCAAUUUAGCAAAUUUAAAACACUCUGGACAGAUGGCAAGCACUUCAAGAGCUUGAAAAUUCUAAAUCUCAAUAAUUCCAAAUGCCUAACAAAAAGCCCCAUCUUUUGUGCACUAUCAAUGCUCGAGGAAUUACAGCUUGAACGUUGUACAAGUUUAAUGGAGCUCCACGAAUCAAUUGGACUUCUAGAUAAACUUGUUUACUUGAAUUUGAAAGAUUGCAUGAACCUUAGGUUUCUUCCAGGCAGUAUCUGCAAGUUAAAGUCUGUCGAACGUCUAAAUCUCACUGGUUGCACAAAACUAGAAGAGUUUCCAGAGCACUUGGGACAUAUGGAAAGCUUAACAGAGCUUCUUGCAGAUGGAACCAUCAUUAAACAACUACCUUUCUCUAUUGGACUACUGAAGAAUCUUAGGAGGUUAUCGUUGAAGGGAUGUAAUAGGCAAUUCACAACUAAAUCCUGGUUUUCUCUUAUUUUAUCUUGGGUUUUACAGAGAAAAAAUGCCCACUCCAUAAGAUUUUUACCAUCCUCUAUUUCAAGUUUGUGUUCCUUAACAAAGUUAGAUCUCAAUUAUCGCAAUUUGUCUGAAGGAGAUUUUCCAGUUGAUCUUAGGAGUUUAUCCUCAUUACGAGUGUUGGAUUUAGGCGGAAACAAUUUUCGUAGCCUACCACAUGGCUUCAAUCAUCUGUCCAAACUAGAAGACCUUUCGUUGGAUAACUGCGCAAGUCUUCAAUCUAUUUCAGAUCUUCCUCCUAAUUUAUGUACAAUAUAUGCUUGUAAUUGUUCAUCACUUGAAAAAAUAUCCGAUCUACCAAGAAGAUUGAAGACUCUAAAAAUGCGGUUGGGUAAACACCAAUUUCACCAUAUUCUCUCAAAUCUUAAUAAUGAUGGAAUGGAAGAUCCUCACUGUUUUCAAGGUGCACGAAUCAUCCCCUCGGACAGGCUCAACAAUUUACAAACUCCUCUUCAGGUCUCUCUCUCUCUCUCUCUCUCUCUCUCACACUCAGGUGCAACAGUUUAGCAAAAAAAAAUCUCUCCGAAAAUUAAGUGAAAUGUGUGAAAUCAAAUUAUUUUAAAUGUUCCCUGUAAAAUACCAAAGGAGGAGGAUUUCAUCCGGUCCAGAUUAUAUGGACUGGAGGACGCUGUUUAGGUUUGUGGAAUCAAUAAUGGGGUCCAUCAUGAAUUCUGUUUCAGUGAUUCAAAUAUUUCAUUUUAUCAGACACUUAGUGUAUUUCAUUGACCAAAUAUUUUUUUUUAAAUCGAUCUGAUAAUCAUAAUAUUAUUCAAUUUAUCAAAUUUGUCAUAUAAAAAAAAAUGGAUGACAAUUGUAUUUUUAAAAAUAAAUAAUACUAUAUUUUUUUGGUGACAAACGCAACAAAUUAUAUAGGUUACAAUUAUCGAAUCGAUUUAAUUUUUGUGUGAAUGAAAUAUAUGAAGUGCUCAACAAAAUGAAUAAUUUAGAUUACAAAAACGGAACCUGUGGUGGGUCCAAUAGACCUAAACAACACCAGCGGACUAGAGAAGAGUUGCCUAUUAGAUAUGGAAUAUCUUACUCUUAUUGAAUUUUUUAUUCAAUUUUUUUUACUUGAAUGACGUGACAAUAACAAUUUUAAAAAUAGGAUUUACUAGUUUUUUCACCGUUUUUAUUACCAGCUACAUGAUAAUAUAUUAGAUGAUUAUAUAUCACAUAUUUAUAUCAUCUUUUUAUAUCAUCAAUCUACUUGGAAAUAUGUCAUUUGUUUGCAUUAAUUUGUUAAUAAUGAUCUUCAAAUAAGAGAAUUAAUCACAAGUAUGGUGACACAAAAUAAUGAUAAAUAAU
This is a messenger RNA of Camellia sinensis, 3854 nucleotides long. The record is from RefSeq and is a predicted model, not a curated record. NCBI's taxonomy places the organism in Eukaryota, Viridiplantae, Streptophyta, Magnoliopsida, Ericales, Theaceae.